UAUAAAAGAGGUAGUUGGCAACGCUAGAGUUGGUGAGAGAUGAGCCUCCAAGCGAUCGAUGGCAAAUGCAGGGCAUGAGGGUACGUGCUCGCUACCUGGGAUUACCCCCCCGCGACUGCUUUGUGUACACAUUCAUCAACUUGGAGCCAUUACACAUAAUGCCUAGGCCAAAGAAGAACGUGGCUUUACGUCGCAAAUGUGCAAAAAUUGCAACAGAAGCAUCAGUUGUUGCAGUGAAGCAAAGGCGUCAGGCAGCGUCUAGCAGUGAGGAGGCGUCACCACCACCACAUGUUGCGUCAUGUUCAUGUGAACCAACGAGUGUACAGAAAUGAAAAUCUCGAGUAACUGAACAAAAAGAACAAACAGAAGCUAGUGAAAUGAAAAUACGAUGCAUAAUUUAUGAAGAGACAGUGAAAGAAAUUGUGGAAAGCAUGUUAUGUCCAUCGUGUUGUCAGAACAAUGCUACUGCUAAAUUUACGCACCACCAAAUAGACACGUACGUCCAAGUGAAGUGUUCAUGUGGUCACGUUGUAGUGGAUACUACCAAGUGAAAGAAUAUUGUUAUCCCAUGACAACAUUAUUAGUAUACUGCAUGAUGUGAGCCUGAACAGAAAGGUAGGUACAACUGCUAGUGAAAUGCGUGAGGAAAUCAUGUCAACUUUCUUUCACUGCACGUCAACAGACGACAAUCCUCAACAUGACAGAUGUGCCAAAGGUGAAGGUCAUGGUGCUUCUACAAUAGAAGCAUUGCUCUAGGACAACAGCCUCAUUCCCACACCACAAUGAAAGUUUAUUUCCGCCUGGAAGAAGCUCAGAAGAGGAAAAUAAAAGCCAUCUAUGACAGACUCACAACAGAUGAAAUGAUGAAUCGAUGUCUUCAGGGCAUAACUCAAAACCGAAAUGAGCACCUGCACUCAAGAAUAUGGAGGAUAUGCCCAAAACAUCGCAAUGCAUCAAAAAUGUUGGUGGACUUCGCAACAGCAACUGCGGUAUGCAACUACAAUGUCGGCUACAGUGAAAGCAACUUGGUAGGCCUACUUGGCAUUGAGUCUACACUUUCUAUGGAAAAAUAUCUGCAGAACAUGGACAAGAUGAUGGACUCGCCAUUCAGACGAAAAAUGAGGAACAAGACCCUGCAAAGAGACUUGGAGUAUGCAGCUGGAGGCUUCUGAUUGGCACUGCGUUGUAAACAAACCCAUUUUUCUCAGUUGAGGUAUCUUAGCUAUAUGUCAAUAAAUUUUCAUGAAAAUUGA
Messenger RNA from Penaeus monodon (black tiger shrimp), 1253 nucleotides. RefSeq lists its product as uncharacterized. The transcript is spliced from 2 exons. The coding region runs from base 783 to 1172 and encodes 129 amino acids. NCBI's taxonomy places the organism in Eukaryota, Metazoa, Arthropoda, Malacostraca, Decapoda, Penaeidae. The record is from RefSeq and is a predicted model, not a curated record.